UGCGCGAAUCAGCCUAGUCCUCCAGUUGCCAGUUUCACGCUCGUCUGAAUUGGAAGCCGACCUCCUCUUUUUUUCUCGCAAAAAUAACGAUAUCCCUUCUCCAUAAUUCACCGCUGGACUCAGACUGGCCAAGAUGGACGAGCACCUCGCGCAGUUGCUCGCCAACACGCAAGACAAAAACGAGGGCCCGCGCAAGCAGGCCGAGCUUGAUCUUCUUCAUGCCCAGACAAACCCCGAGUUUCCGCUAUCGCUUGCGCGUAUCGGCGUCCACACGGGCGCCCCCCUCGAGAUCCGCCAGGCGGCCUUGACCUAUCUGCGAAAGUUCAUCGAGGAGAACUGGGCCCCGGAUGAGGAAGGCGGCGCCUCUCAGAUCCCGAUCCCCGAUGCAACCAGAGACCAUCUGCGCAAUGUGAUUCUGGAGCUAGCCUUGAGCCCUGAGGACGAGCGUAAGGUGAAGGUCGCCGCCAGCUACGCCGUCUCCAAGAUUGCCAACGCCGACUUCCCCGACCGCUGGCCCGCCCUGCUUCCUUCUGUUCUGGGCGUCAUGCCCGCCGGAACCGAUGCCCAGCUCCACGGCGCCCUGCGCAUCCUGCAGGACCUCGUCGAGGAGAGCUUGUCCGACGAGCAAUUCUUUAGCGCGGCCCGGGACAUUAUCAAGGCCUGCUACGAUGUUGCUCUGAACGAGGGUCGCAAGCAGACGCACCGCAGCAUGGCUGUGCUUGUCUUCCGGAGCUGCUUCGACCUCCUGGACAUUGUCAAAGACGACCGAAGGAAGGAAGUGAAGACGUUCGCCGAGGAAGUCCUCAGCGGUUGGCUGCCGUUCUUGGAGCAGGUCAUCAAGGCGCCCCUGCCGCCUCUCGACCAGUCGGGCUCGCAGCCAGAAAGCUGGAACGGCCCGGUUGCGCUGAAGGACCAGGCCGUCGAAACCCUGAUCAAGAUCCGGGCCGUCUUCCCCUCCCUGCUUGUGGGCCAGAGCCCCGCUCUGUUUACCGCCACAUGGGAGGAGCUGUCAAGGCUGGCGCCGUCGUUCCAAGCCCUGUUCAUCGACUCGGAUGCUCAGAGCCGGCUGGAGGAUAUCGACGGCCUCCCUUACACGCUGGAUUUCCUGGUCGUGGACGAGCUCGACUUCCUCAACCAGUGCAUGCGCGCUCCGCCCGUGCAAAAGCAGCUCGACGCCGAAAUCAAGGCGCGUGGCGCUGUCCACGACACUCCCUGGGCGCUAGACCUCAUGGCCCUCUUGGUCUCCUUCUCCCAGAUCACGCAGGAAGAGGAAGGGCUGUGGGACAUUGAUGUGUGCCUCUAUCUAGCCGAGGAGACUUCGGUGUCGGCCAACUACACUCCGAGAACCGCGUGCGGCGACCUCGUGAUAAAGCUCGCGGAAUGGCUGGGCGACCCCGCUUUGGAGGCUCUCUAUGCUUACACCAAGACGCUUUUCACCGGAGAGGGCGCCCGUUGGCAGAAGCAGGAAGCCGCUCUUUUCCUGUUCACCGCCAUCCUGAACGACUUCCAAGACAUGCAGAAGUCAGUCCCAGCCGGGAUUGCAAACGCCUUCCUUGAACUCGUCAACUACGCCGUCAGCAGGCAGGACGAACCGAUGCUCCGUGCCCGUGGAUUCCUUGCUGCUGGCGCUUUGGCCCAGAGUUACCAGCCGGCUGUGGGCCUGCUUGACCGUGUCACCGACGCUAUUACCCGGGACGAGUCUGAACUCGUUCAGGUUGCCGCUAUCAAGGCAGUUGAGAGCUUCAUUCGGGGUGGUGUGCCGGCAGACCGGCAGGUCCCUAUUGUGCUGGCCAUUCAACAUUUCUUGGAGUCCAAGGAUCUCAGCGAGCUGGAAGGCGCCGACGACCUCCUGGUCACGCUCUUGGAAACCCUCCGCAGCGCGAUCAGCAUGGAUACCAGGAUUGCUAUCCAGCCUGACAGCAAGGCCGUCGAUCUGCUGUUCCUAAUUGCGAAGCACGGAGCUGCCAGUUUCCACGCAAACAUGGUCGUCUGCGAGACGUUCGAGGACAUCGCCCGGACUUUCAAGGAUAAUCAAGGGCCGCUCAAGGAUAUGGAGCACCCUCGCCUGUAUGCGGCCCUCUGCGCCAAGGUCUUGCCAUCCAUCACGGGCACGUUCGACGUCGCAAACCUCACUCAGGACGAUCCCCUGGUUACGCUGGCUGCCGAUCUCUUGGCACUCCUCGUGCAAUAUGGCUCCGAGCCGCUGCCGGAUGAUUUCGUUGCUGCCACUCUUCCAAAGCUCCACAAUGUUCUGAUGACUUCUACCGAGGGCGACAUCCUACGGCCCGGCUCAGUGGCGGUGAAAUACAUCCUCAUGCAUGACCACAAGCAGGUUUUCAGCUGGCACGACAACAAUGGUCGAUCUGGUCUGGAGGUCUGCCUACGGAUCAUCGACCGCCUUCUCGGUCCUAAUAUCGAAGAUAAUGCCGCGUCCGAGGUUGGCGGCCUGGCUGCGGAGCUGGUUGAAAAGGCCGGGCACGAGAGGCUCGGCCCUUUCUUACCUCAACUCCUCCAGGCAGUUGCCACGCGUCUCGACAGCGCCCAAGCCGCGCCCUUCAUUCAGUCCCUGAUCCUGGUGUUUGCCCGGCUUUCCCUCGUGGGUGCCCAGGAUGUGGUCAACUUCCUCAGCGACAUCCAGAUCAAUGGUCAGGUUGGGCUGCAGGUUGUGCUCGGCAAGUGGCUUGAGAACUCGAUCAACUUUGCCGGCUACGAUGAAAUCCGGCAGAACGUUAUUGCACUGUCCAAGCUCUACUCGCUCAACGACCCACGUGUGGCUCAGACCAUGGUGAAGGGAGACCUGAUCAUCACAAAUACCGACAGGAUUAUGACGAGGUCAAGGGCGAAGCUCAACCCGGACCAAUACACCAUCAUCCCGGCGCCGCUCAAGAUUCUCAAGGUCCUGAUCGAGGACUUGGUAUCGGCAUCCGGCAUGCACGCAGCGGCCAACGUGGCAGCAGCCGCCGUGACGGAGCUGGCCAACGAGGACGAGGACGAGGACAACGAUGGGUGGGAGGACGUGCCCGACGACACGCUCGACCUGGCGCUCGGCAGCACCAAGGCCGACCUGAUGAGCUGGGGCGAGGGCGGCAGCUCGCGGCAGCGCGACGACGAGACCCAGGCGUACCUGGUCGACUUCUUCAUCCGCGCUGACGCCGAAAACAUCGCCGAGUUCCACAACUGGUCCAACAUGCUCACGGACGACGAGAAGCGCAAGGUGAAGCAGGCGGUGGCGCAGUAGAAGGGUGCUGAUUAGAGUGCCCGCAGUGCGGAGCGUGGGAAGAGUGCGGAUCUCAACGGUUUCUGGCGGCUUGAGCAGUCACAGCACUCGCAGGAGGCUGUGGAAGCCGCCUUAAUGGGAUGCUUGGCGGGGGCAGUUCUCCGAGUGGAGGUAGUUGAGCAGGAGUAGACACAGGCCCAAGCAGUUCAUGUUGACAGCCGACCCCGGAUGAAGGGGGGGAGGGAGAAUGAAGACGCUGAGGGGAUUGGUAUGGUUGCGUAAAGUGGCACAGUCCACCUGCCUAAUGAAAGGAUGGCAGAGGACAAGACAGAGCUGGGAUAGAAACCAAGGCUGACGAAGGCUGACGCAGGAAGUAACCAAGAUGGGAAUUGCUAACAAACAAGAGCAACAAAUAUCACGCCUG
Molecule: messenger RNA, 3641 nt
Organism: Thermothielavioides terrestris NRRL 8126
Lineage: Eukaryota; Fungi; Ascomycota; Sordariomycetes; Sordariales; Chaetomiaceae
Exons: 5
Coding region: 134-3238 (1034 amino acids)
Biological process (GO): protein import into nucleus
Cellular component (GO): nuclear envelope; cytosol
Molecular function (GO): small GTPase binding
Source: RefSeq, a predicted model, not a curated record